Truncatella angustata is the source of this 1284-nucleotide messenger RNA. RefSeq names its product Zn(II)2Cys6 transcription factor. NCBI's taxonomy places the organism in Eukaryota, Fungi, Ascomycota, Sordariomycetes, Amphisphaeriales, Sporocadaceae. Gene Ontology annotation, cellular component: nucleus. Gene Ontology annotation, biological process: positive regulation of transcription by RNA polymerase II. Bases 1 to 1284 code for a protein of 427 amino acids. The transcript is spliced from 2 exons. Gene Ontology annotation, molecular function: DNA-binding transcription factor activity; transcription cis-regulatory region binding. The record is from RefSeq and is a predicted model, not a curated record.
AUGCAGUCUCUCUUCACAGUUUUUGCAGCGCCAUCGGCUUCUGUUAAAGAAAGGCUCAUGGCACAUUUCUGUCACGCCAGCCCGUCGUGGCUUACAAUCGGCGGUGAUACCCGCAGAACUGCAAUGUUAAACCUGGUCGUGCCGGCCGCCAUGAGGAGCCCUUUGAUCUCUGACUGUAUUCUAGCAGUAGCUGCUGGCGACUUGAGCAAAUACGAACCUGCGAGCUCUGAGUUGCAUAGCUUAGCGAAUGGCUUUUAUGGUCAAGCUGUCGCUGGGGUACGGUCUGCAGUCAGCCACGAAUACCUGUUAUCAGAACCAGUCCCUCCUCCCGACUACAUCGGACAUACAUCACAUUCAAAUGCUGUCAACGAUUUAUGCAUCUCAAGCUCUGGAGACGACACACUAUUAGCCAUUCUCCUUCUUUGCGUGCAUGAGUCCCAGAAUUUUACCAUGGCUGGUAGGCUUCUACCUCAUCUCAACGCAGCAGCCAUGGUGUGUCACAGACGCUUUGUGCAUCCAGCCUCCGAUUCCUCUUUGAGGGGAUUAUUAUUUGAGGUGUUCUGUUACUUUUUUGCUCUGGCAGCGUUUUCUCACGGUCAGCAGCUGCCGCUACAUCUCGCCCAACAAGUCUUCAUCUCUCCUUUUCUCUCUGCCGAACAUUCGCAGGACAUACUGCUCGCUCCACGAUGUCGCAGAGUGUUCUCUUGCAUACUCAAAGUUGCAAUGCUAACAAAAACACUUGGCUCCGCCAAUGGGCCAUAUUAUGAAGCCACAAUUUCCGAGCUGCGAGAGUUGGAAGCACAACUCGUUAGCGAGCCGGCGCUUCCGUCCAGGAAUGUUGAAGCCGCAGCCUCACACGAGGACACGAUCUCAGAGCUUUACCGAGUCGCAUGUGCGGUCUACGUUAAGAUGACAUUGGACCCGGACCUGUCGUAUCAGUACAAAUCCGUUCAGGAUCUCGUGGUUCAAUUCGUGCUGCAUCUCAAUCAGCUGCCGGCGACCUCGCCAGCGAACAGCAUCAUGGUUUGGCCACUCGUGGUCGUUGGCAUGUCGGCUGUUUCUGUAGCACACCAGCGUCUGAUUGUUGGAAGGCUCCGCGCAUUGCACAAGAUAUGUAGGUCGGACAUUGUCACCAAAAGCGCCGAUAUGCUGGGCAAGAUUUGGCGGGAAAACAACAUCCAACCCACUUCUUCACCGCACAGCUCAUACAGUGCUCGCGAUACCGUCACGCCAGGGUGCAUGGCAGGACGGAAGAUUACCGAGUACGAAGUAAUGUUCCUCUAA